AUGAGGCUCUUAUUUAGUCGCGCCGUAGGGUUUAAGGGUGCUUUUGCUUUUGCGAGUGCUGCCUGCCUUCCUCUCACCUGGUGUAGGGAGGAGGGGUAGGAGCAAGUGCGAAUGCUGGAAAUGGGUUUAACCUCGACUCCAGUCCGAUUUACUCUGCUCCUCUGAGGUUUUCUAUAUGUGGGUUUGUGUUUUAGUUUUAGUUUUAGUGUUCUGGAGGUUUUAGUUUUUGGUAGAAGGUAUAGUGGUGUGGGUUUAGUUUGGUUCUCGACAGAUGGCAACAGCGCUGACUUCAGCGCAGUUGCAGCGGCCCCAACAUGAGGUCGUGGACGGGGUGGUGCGCCGGACCAGGGAUUACAGGACCUCCGCAAUGAGAGUGCGGCCUGCGGCAUCCUUGCUGGGGUGCCGGCCAAAAGGCAUCACCUCAGAGUCCAGAGGGAAGAUAUACAGAGUUUCUCUUCUCAGGACACUUUAUUCCACAAAAAAAGGACACAUUAGGGCAACGAGCGAGGGCGAGCAUGAUAUCACAGAUGUUCAAGAAACUGACAAAGUCAGUGGAGAGUGGUGGCAACCUGUCCUAUCCGCCGUGCAUGAUUGGAGCAAAGAGAAGCUUUCCGGGCUCGCAGAGCUUGCAGAUGGGAGCCUGUUCUUCUCUUUUAGCAAGUCCACACCCUCCGCCGAUGCUGCAGCUCAACCAAGGAUACAGCACAGUGAAAGUGCCAACGUAAAUGUACCGGCGCAGACCCCGAAACCUGAAGCUCUACCAACGAUACAGCAGAGCGAAAGUGCCAACGUGAAUGUACCGGCGCAGACCCCGACACCUGAAGCUCUACCAACGAUACAGCAGAGUAAAAGUGCCAACGUGAAUGUACCGGCGCAGACCCAGACACCUGAAGCUAUACCAACGAUACAGCAGAGUGAAAGUGCCAACGUGAAUGUACCAGCGCAGACCCCGACACUUGCAGCUCUAUCACAGCGACAUCCAUCGAGCUUCCGGAAGAAGUCCCCCAUUCCUGCUGCUCGUAGCCGGCGCACUGCUUCGAAAGCGGAAGUGGAUACUGCUGAACUUGUUGCGGCAGAGGACAAGGAGACACCGAUGGACAGCACAGUGAGCAGCAUAUCUGCGAGGCCUGAGAGGCCUGCAUCGUCAUUCUCGAGGAAGUCGCCAAUUCCAAAGAGCCGAGAACGCAGUUCAGUGUCGAGCUCCAAGAGACGGUCGUCAGCUGAGGUGACUUCAUCAGCAGAAGCUCCCAGCAAGCCAAAGUUCACGAAGAGGUCGCCAAUCUCGAGGAAUCAAAACAGCAGUCGAGCGACGAGAUCCGAGAAGAAGAGCCAUUCUACUGAAGUAGCCCCUACAGAAGUGGCUCCUGCUCAAUCUGAACCUGUAGUUUCUGAAACUGAGAGUGAUUCACCAGUCUCUCCUGAGCUGAAGGAGAUUUUGAAUGACGGCAAGCAGACGGCUGGGCAAGAUGCAGAAGAGGAUGUGGAAAGAUGUAGUGUUUCUGUACCAAAGAAGAAAUCGUCGAAGCCAUCAAAAGUUGUGAUUGAGGAUAAUGAAGUAGCUCAAAGUGAAGCCGUCGAGAAUGGUGCCGUAAGCAAAAACCUAUCGAGUUACAAGCUUCCAGAGCUGAGGAGCAUGGCAAAGGCGAAGGGAUUGAAGGGAUAUUCGAAACUAAAGAAGGGAGAGUUAGUAGAGCUUAUAGCUGCUUCUGAGGUUCCUGAAAAGAUUUAAAGCCUGGAAUGAAAUUGUAAAGAUGAAUGUAGUGUUGAACUUGCGAACUAAAUCCAGUAUAUGUUUGGGUCAUUUUUCUCCA
Physcomitrium patens is the source of this 1811-nucleotide messenger RNA. RefSeq lists its product as uncharacterized. The record is from RefSeq and is a predicted model, not a curated record. Lineage: Eukaryota; Viridiplantae; Streptophyta; Bryopsida; Funariales; Funariaceae. Gene Ontology annotation, biological process: DNA-templated transcription termination.